AUGGCGCCACCUAUCCAGCCAGCAACCAUGACACUGAGACAACAGAAGGAUCCCGUUUCAAAAGUUAUCCCAAGUCAAGAGUUCGCCAUCACAUCUCCCUCCGACCAGAUCUCUCAGUCCUACUGGUCUGGUUAUGCUGUUGCUAGUCAACCUGACACUCAACAAGACUAUUCUCAAUGGCCCGGAUAUGCCUUUACUACCAAUGCUACUCAGUCCGGGAUUCAGCAGGACAAUUCUCAAUGGCUGGUAUAUGCCUUCCCCAUUAAUGCUAGUCAUUCCGAGACUCAGCAGGACUAUUCUCAGUGGCCCGGAUAUGCCAUUCCCCCCAAUGCUAGUCAGUCCGAAAAUCAGCAGGAGUAUCCUCAAUGGCCCGAGUAUGCCAUUCCCAAUAAUGGUGGCCAGUCUGAAACUGAACCCAAUUAUUCUCUGUGGCCCGGAUAUGCCAUCUAUGGCGGUAGUAAUCCAGCUGAGACUCAACAAGAAAUCUCGUCACCCACGUACGUUUCCUCGACUCCUGCGAUCGACUACACUUAUUUUACAACUGUACCAUACGAUUCCUCCACUACACCUACAAGCUGCCAUUCCACUGACUUCGAUGGGCCGACCUGUUGGGCCUUCGUACAAUACGCUCAAUGGCCAAUAUCAGUCGCUAUCAGGAACGGACACGGUAGAGUCGGGCCCGUCCGCAACUAUAGGGAAAUCGACAUGUGA
Cooperia oncophora is the source of this 711-nucleotide messenger RNA. The record is from the annotation of a GenBank genome assembly. NCBI's taxonomy places the organism in Eukaryota, Metazoa, Nematoda, Chromadorea, Rhabditida, Trichostrongylidae.